CGGGUCAGCCAUGGGGCCGCCGUGCUGCUCAGUUCUCCAUUUUGUAUGUUUUUCCUGGAGGUUAGCGCCUACUUUCCUAAUGGCUAGCCACAAAUCCCCAUAGCUUAGCCAAUUUAACAUUUUGCGUGAGAAUUGACGGCCGGCGGGACCCGAAAGGAAGAGAGGAAGCCGAUAAUGUGCUUAUGAACCGAUGAGUUUUGUCUGUUUAUGUAGCCAUGUAGCAUCGGUACGGGCGUGUUGUGAGCUGCCACUUUCAACCAAAACAAUGUUGACAGACGACCUGUGGACACAUAUCAGCAACCAGUCAUUUCAAGGAUGGACAAAGAAGGAGUGAAGAAGAUAACAUACAGAAGAGAUGACCAUUUAAGCAAACUGGUCUACACUGAAAGCCCCGAGGAGGGAGGUCUGUUGAAAGUGGCUCCCCACAGUGCCAUGUCCAUCACCUCUGCCACGUCUGUCGCUCUUCCACCCAGCCCACUGAUGCAGCCAGGACAGGUGCCGAACGGCGUCAGCAACAGCCCCUUGCCGGAGAAGCUUACCUCCACCUCUGUCAGUGCUACCGGUGGCUCCUUGUUGGAAAGUGCGGAGCCCAAGGGCCUGACCAAAGACCAGAGGCCUCAGCAGCAGCAGCAGCAGCAGCUGUACCAGACACAAACUUCCACAACGCUCGGGCGUCAAGCCUUGGCGGACAGAUUGCCCCAGUUGGAGGCCAGUAUAGCAGACAUCAACCAGUCCUCCAUGGAUUCACUUAUCGGGGGCUCAGAUCCCAUCUUCUUCCCUAUGAAAUCGGAGGAGUUCUCCAUGGAUAAAGGCGAGCAGGACCCCAUCGACAUCGACCAUCCCUUUGAGCACAUUGGGAAAGACAUGGACGUGAACCAGAAGCUGUUCAGCGACAACACGCUGGACCUGCUCCAAGACUUUGACCUCAUCGGGUCUCCCUCAGAUUUUUACGUCGGGGACGACGCUUUUCUGACCACUCUGGCGGACGAUGCCUUGCUCGUGGACGUUAGCUCGGAUAGGGACAUGAAGGUUGUUGUCGUGGAGAACAGUAACAACCCAGAGUCGGUCUCAGUUUCUCUCAACGGCAACAAUAUGACGAGUCCCGAUCAGACCACGUCUAGCAUAUCCACAACUGCUUCCGCAACCCCUACAACCACUUUGUCCGCGUUGGUAAAAAAAGAAAAGGACCCUGGCUUCAUUCAGCUCUGCACCCCAGGAGUGAUUAAGCAGGAGAAGACGUCCGCAGGCCAGAGCUACUGCCAGAUGAGCAGCACGUCCUCUGCAGACAUGGCCAGCACUAACCCCAUCUCCAUCUGUGGGGUCAGCACAUCAGGAGGACAGAGCUACCACUUUGGAGUCAACCCCAGAAACAAUGAAGCGCCGCAGCAGCAGCAGCAGCAGCAGCAGAAGGAUCAGAAGCCAGUGACCAGCGUGUUCCUUCCAGUGACAACCAUUGGAGGGCCCUGGAACAGAGGACAGAGUAUUGGGGACAACUCGUCAAACCACAGGGCCAGUGAGACUUUCUCAAGUUCUCCAUCCUUUCCCACAACCUUUGCCAGUACUACCUCCAGACAGGAAGGGGGCGCCGCCACAUCCUUGGCACAGGGAAAAAGCAGGACUCAGAAAAUCUGUCUGGUGUGCUCUGACGAGGCUUCUGGCUGCCACUACGGUGUCCUCACCUGCGGCAGCUGCAAGGUCUUCUUCAAGAGAGCGGUAGAAGGGCAGCAUAAUUACCUGUGUGCUGGGAGGAACGACUGCAUAAUAGACAAGAUCAGGAGGAAGAACUGCCCGGCCUGCCGCUUCCGCAAGUGUCUGAUGGCAGGCAUGAACUUGGAAACUCGCAAAACCAAGAAGCUGAAUCGCUUAAAGGGCAGCCAGCCCAGCAACCCGCCGGAGGUGAUAGCUUCUCCGCCGAUCGAGGCUUGUUCCCUUGUACCCAAGUGCAUGCCUCAACUCGUUCCCACGAUGCUAUCCUUGCUGAAGGCCAUAGAGCCCGAUACCAUCUAUGCCGGCUACGACAGCACCUUGCCUGACACCUCCACCCGCCUCAUGACCACCCUCAACAGGCUGGGAGGCCGUCAGGUCAUCUCCGCUGUCAAGUGGGCCAAGGCUCUGCCAGGUUUCAGGAACCUGCACCUGGACGACCAGAUGACUCUGCUCCAGUGCUCCUGGCUCUUCCUCAUGUCUUUUGGACUGGGCUGGAGGUCUUACCAGCAGUGCAAUGGAAACAUGCUCUGCUUCGCACCGGACCUCGUCAUCAAUGAAAAACGGAUGAAGCUGCCCUACAUGGCCGACCAGUGUGAGCAGAUGCUGAAGAUUUCUAGCGAGUUCGUCCGACUGCAGGUUUCCCACGACGAGUACCUGUGCAUGAAGGUCCUGCUGCUGCUCAGCACAGUGCCAAAGGACGGCCUGAAGAGCCAGGCGGUGUUUGACGAGAUUCGGAUGUCAUACAUCAAGGAGCUGGGAAAAGCCAUCGUGAAGCGUGAGGAGAACUCCAGCCAGAACUGGCAGCGAUUCUACCAGCUCACCAAGCUCCUGGACUCCAUGCAUGAGCUGGUCGGCGGAUUGCUCAACUUCUGCUUCUACACCUUCGUGAAUAAAUCCCUGAGCGUGGAGUUCCCGGAGAUGCUGGCGGAGAUCAUCAGCAACCAGUUACCAAAAUUCAAGGCCGGCAGCGUCAAACCUCUCCUCUUCCACCAGAGAUGACUGAAACCCGUAACAGACACAAUGCCUUAAAAUCCCACCGCAUCACCUCACCACCCCACCCCCAACUCAACCGCCACCCACCUCCACCCCCCGGGGGAGCGACGAUGAACAGGACUGAGGAGGAGGAGGAUCCAGGGCGAGGAGUGAAUGAUGUCUUCGGGAGCGAGUAUGCAACUUUGUGUAGUGGCUUACAGGUCUGGAAGGAGAGCGCGUAGGUGUUUGUGUGGAAACCAGACGGCGAGCACAAGAGUUUUUGUUUUGUUGAACAGUCUAAGAUGUAGUGUGUGUGUAACCAUGCAUAGGAAACGUUUGUAAGAUAAAAGAUAAUCACAAAAAGAAAUAGGCUAACGUGAACGUCGUCUCAGGAUUCUUACCUUCAAAUUCAGAACGAUAUCUAAAAUAGAUAGAAAAAGUAUCUAUGUACAGGUUCUGAUAGUAUUUUCUACAUUUUCAAAUUAUAACAGUUUAUACAGUUUUCCAGGUCGUUGUUACCUGAGUAGGUAACAACGCUUAAUAACAUGCUCUUAAGUAGGCUUUUAGACUGUAUGUUCCACUUUUAGUUUUCAUAGGAGGCUGUAACAAUAAGUUUAUCAGUCACACACGGGGGGGGGGGGGGGGGGUUCUGUUUUAUAGUCACUUAAAAGCAUCUUUUUGUUGCUUCGACUAAUUCAGUGGGACUUAUAACCGAAGUCCAGCAGUCAAAGGAUGAUUUCUCCCACAAGCCGACCUCUUCCAGGUUUACACAUGUCUAUUAUAAAAGGGAAAAAAAAAAAACAUGUGCCUUUUUUGCUUCAAAUAUCAUGUUAGUCAUUUUUCUUCCUACCAUAUUUCUCACCAAACCGUCUGGUUGUCUGGUCUACUUUCGUAUGUUGAUUGUACUUUUUAUAUAACAUGCAGUUGCAGGUUUUCCUUUUUUCUUUUUUUUUUCUUUUUUUUCCAAUGGCUGUGUUUAUCUUAAAGAAGUGGCAGCUCGGUCCAUCCUUUGUGCGUAGAAAUGAUUCUUAUAACAAUAAUCAGAGCCUGCUUCCUUUUCAUCUCCCUCGACUCCUUAAGUGCGAUUUGAGCACUGGGAACUGCUAAAGGCUUUAAAAGACUGUGAAGAAAGACUGUUAUACUGUCUUUACUGUAUGACCCUAGAUGGAAGUUAGACCCUUUUUUCUAGUAGGAAGUAGCCCGAUCAUGUCUUCAUUUUGCUCCACACUCCUGCCCCUGUAGUCCCAGUAGUUGAGUGAGAUCAAUACUUGCGUCUAUCAAUCACGAAAGAGAGGGCAUAUUUUAUUGCGUUUGAAAGGUUGUGUCAUUUUUAAUCAGUCAGGAUUAAUCAUUGUGGUUUUAACGAGACUCAAACUGGUUGAAAAAUAACCGUCCUUCGCAUUAGUUUUUUUUUUUUAGUAGCCUGGUAGAAAUGCAGUCGUGAGUCUGCAGCUGAUUCUCGGACUGUCCUUGCUCUCGUUAAGUAUCUACUUAUAUAUUUUUUAUUGAAAGCCUUUGUGCUGUUAUCUUGCUAAAUGUUUUGAAGGAAUAGUUGAACUUUUAGGGAAAUACGUUGAGUUUUUUUUUUUUUUUUGGCCAUGAAGAUUUACACACCUUCUUUGUAAAUGUGAAGGUGGAGUCAGACGGUGGUUAGCUUAGCUUAGCGUAGCGUAGCUUAGCUUAGCUUCAGGACUGGGAAGAGCUAAACUACAACCAGCACCUCCAACGCUCAUCAAUUCAGAUGUGAAAACGACCAUGCAUCAUCUUAUGUUGGGUUAUAUGAUUUCUUUCCUCGGAUAAGUUGCCUCCAGAAGCCUUCUCUUGUUGCCUAGCAACUGGUCCUGGAAAUAGUCCAGAUGGUUGAAUUGUCCUCAUUCUCUUUUAUUGUGCGAGUUAAAACACUUGAGCUAAACGUUACUGAGAUGUAGAUGUUAUUCAGAGCCUAGGCCACCUGUUUAUCCGUGUCCAGUCUUCAUGCUAAAGCUAAGCUAACCAUCCGUCAAGUCAUAUUUGUUGUGAACACGCGAACGGCGCCGACCUCCUCGUCUAACUUGUGGCAAGAAAGUUAAAGAGUAUUCCCCGAAAUGUCAGACUGUUCUCUUUAAAUACGAUAGCUUAUUAAGUAUACAGCACUUUGGAAGAGACAUUGGCAAAAGUUGUUACCCUGUAAGCUUUGACCCCCCCCCCUUCUCCCUCCCUCUUGUUCCCUCAACGCCCUGUAGGCACCUUGUCCUGAUGUCUUCAGUAGCUUUGCACGUUUAUUUGAUUGUCUAGUAGAUAGUUGAAGCCCCAGCUUUUGAAAGCACUUAGCCUCAGUCACCUCACAGAGUCCAGUCACAGAGAAAGUGAAGCAUUGCUGACGGUGGAGGCAGGCAAAAUGGAUCCUUUAUUCUCUGGGAACUAUUUCAGUGCCAAACUCCUGUUUUGUCUGUUUUCAGCGAUUCUGAAAGUCGGUCAGUAUUUGUACGGAGAGAGGAAACGAAUCCAAGCACUGAAGCUUGUUAAUUAUCACAAAAGUCCUGAGUUAUAUUAUUAAUAUUAAUAUUAUUAUUACUAUUAUGAGAGCUUCAGUCAACUGGAUAGAUGUCAUUAGUGAGAGAGAACUGAGCUUUAUUCGUAAACACUCGUGUUUGUGUCACCGCACACAUUAAUCCAGGUCUGUCGGCGUCUCCUUUUCUGUGUGGUAGAAGUGGGAAUUUGAAAUGUGUUGCAACGUUUUCAUCACUUUGUCUGCUCGGUUUAUUUGGCCUCGUGUUCCAUAACCCGACUUGUUUGUGUUUAUUGAUCCAGGUUUUUUGAGUGAAUGUCGAAGAGGAAAUAAUGUUGUUCAAAAGAGACGACAGAUUAGAGACGACCAACUGUCAGUUAAGAGUAAUUGGGAAAAAAAGAUGUGAAAGACUUUAAAGUGGUAAAUAUUAAAGAUGUCAAAUAGUUGUGUUGCUAAUCUACCCUAACAACAGAUAUAAAAGCACUCAUUAUGUAUUAUAAGCUGUUCCCAUGCUCAGGUUGUUGCAAUUGUCUGAUUUCACACAGUUUGUCCGUGUUUAGUUGAUGAACCAAAAACUGUUUGGAUUUCCCCAAAAUGUGUCCGCUUCUGUGUUUCACCGUGUUUGUCAGGAGCAACGUUUCGCUUCAAACGUCUGAGGAGUCGGCUGCCUCCGACGUCAUUCAUACCUUUAGGCUCAGACAGGCGGAUGCUUAUUUUUCUUUUCAGUUUAUUCAGAAUAGUUGGAGGGAAAAAAAAAACAAAAAACAUCCUCAUUACCUGCAGAAGGCUUACUCAUGGGUUACUUUCACAUUCAGUGUAUCCAAAUCUCUGCUGCUGCUGCUGCUGUUCAUUUAAACAGAAAUAUAUACAUAUAUAUAUUUGAAAGCACAUACUUGCCUCUUCUUGCUCAAAAAUGUAUCCUGUUUCUUAUACGUUUUUGAGGAGGACAAUUGAAUAUGCAAUAGAAAUGACAGAUAAUCUAUCAUCGCCACAUAAUAUAAUGUGCUAACUUCCUUUUUUUUCUUACUUAUUUUUUUCUGAUAUAAGCUAUUUGCAUACACGAGAUUCACAUAUAACUUUUAUCUCUGCAGGCCAGAUAAUCUGGACGUUCAGGAAACAGCAAUCAGUCCACACACACACACACCCACACACACACACACACACAAGAAAAAAGCCUCUUUAAUGUUUGACUACAAGUUGACCAAAGCAAACACAGAUGAAUUCAACAUAAUGUCGGUGUAAAGGAGCUCCGAGAACACAAAUGUACAGUUGUUUGAUUUUAAACACAUUUUUUUACUCUUUAAACCGCUUUGGUCAGAUUGUGAAAUACUGUGAAUAGGAUCGGAGUCUGUCUUUUUCACACACAAAAACUGUUUGUGAAAGUAAUCAACCUGCUUGAAUCUUUAAAAGAAAAAAAAAUUAAGAAAGAUUUGCACUACCCAAAUAUUGUUUGAAAAUCUAUUUUGUAUAAAACAUAUGCAGACAUUAACUUUUAAGAACUAUCAAGGGCGGAUCACGUUUCACUGGUAUAUGCUUUCUCUAAAGAGCUUUUUGUUUCGCUUAAAACAAGUUUAAUAUGUACAUAUAAUCCAUUGUAAAGAAAAUGUGGUGUAUUUGUCUCCAAAUAAUAGUUUUUCAGUACCUACCCUCUGUAUUAUUUCUCCUCUGUAGUGUGACUCCUGUUGAUCUUCUCCUCCUUUGAUUAAAGGUCGAAGCGUA
Messenger RNA from Mugil cephalus (flathead mullet), 6886 nucleotides. RefSeq names its product nuclear receptor subfamily 3, group C, member 1 (glucocorticoid receptor) (gene nr3c1). Gene Ontology annotation, cellular component: nucleus. The transcript is spliced from 9 exons. The record is from RefSeq and is a predicted model, not a curated record. Gene Ontology annotation, molecular function: DNA-binding transcription factor activity; sequence-specific DNA binding; nuclear glucocorticoid receptor activity. The coding region runs from base 316 to 2706 and encodes 796 amino acids. Gene Ontology annotation, biological process: regulation of DNA-templated transcription; nuclear receptor-mediated glucocorticoid signaling pathway. Lineage: Eukaryota; Metazoa; Chordata; Actinopteri; Mugiliformes; Mugilidae.